Messenger RNA from Dovyalis caffra, 1263 nucleotides. The record is from the annotation of a GenBank genome assembly. Lineage: Eukaryota; Viridiplantae; Streptophyta; Magnoliopsida; Malpighiales; Salicaceae.
AUGGUGAUGGCUGUUAGUGCAAAUAAUAAUGAUAAUAACAACAAUAAUCAGGAAGCUACGGCGUCUCAGAAAUCUCCGUCAACGGCGAAUGGCGUUCCUGUGAAUUCGACCAACAACGGGGUUAGUAGUAACACUAACAACCUUUCAACUGGAGACGCCGUGAAUUCCAAAACGCAGUCGUCUUUGAGGCACGAUCCUGGUAUUUCCGUCGAGUGGACUCCCGAUGAGCAGUCCAUUCUCGACGAUUUGCUUUCCAAAUAUGCAUCAGAAUCAAACUUAGUCCGCUAUGCUAAGAUUGCGAUGAAGUUAAAGGACAAAACUGUUCGAGAUGUGGCACUGCGUUGUAGGUGGAUGACUAAACAAUCAGCGAAUAGAACUCUUUGGAAUCUAGUGCCUGAUGUUGUUGGAGGCAUUCUAGAACAAUGCAAUAUCCUUACAUGCACUCCAUGCCUUGUUGCAGUGGGGUAUUACGGAGAUUGGUCUAGUGGAAAGGGAUUGGACCUGGGAUGUGUGCUGAGGCUUGUGUCUUUAUUUAAUGGGUUCCAUUCUUCAACUAAAAAAAGGAAAAUGGCAAGAGAAGGAAAGAAGAACAUUCAGCAAGGAAAAAUAAGGAUAGAAAGAGUUUUGAUUGUUGGAAAAGUUUCAGCCAUUGACAUGUGUCUGAGACGGUCAAUAGCACUUUAUGUAAAGUGUGUAUGUGGGAUUAUAGUCAUAAAAAGAGUCAUGAUUGCUUUAUGCUCUGCAAUAGAAAAGGCAACGGAUUCUUCAACGAAGUCAUCAUCUCAUCUGACAACUCGUCCGAACGGCCCUUCGUAUGCUCCACCAAUUAUUCCCAUAGACAAUGAUGACGGCGUUUCUUACAAAGAUAAUCUGUCAUUUGCAGAUAUUGGUGGUGAAACAGGAGAACUUCUCGAGAAAAAUGCUCAAAUCUUGAGUCAAAUUUCUUCAAAUUUUGCAUCUUUUCAGGUGAUGUAUAGAUACUUGAACCUAAUCAGUGCCAACCAAGCCAUGAUAGCUGAGAUGAUCCCAUCUUGUUGUUUGUCUGAUCCACACAAUAUGAUGCUUGGAGUGACUCGAGACAAAUUUACAAUACAUGAUAAUAUCAGUCUUUUAUGUAAAAGUCGGGAGAAUAUCCUUGCUCUCUUGAAUGACAAGUUCUGCAGCUUAAAUGACAUGCCAGAGACAAUGGAGCAGAUGCCCCGGCUUCCAGUGAACUUGAAUGAAGAGCUUGCCAGCAACAUCCUUCCCCCACCAUCCCAUUAG